AUCGUCGUCACUCGUCAGAGAAGAAAAUCUCUCAGCACAGUCAGCGGUGGUGAUCGUUUUCGGAAAAGUCUUUGAUUAUCGGGAAUAAUCUUACUGCUUUCGUUGAAAAUAAGUGCAAAGUGUGAAAAAUCAAUCGUCAAUAUGCCGGGUUACAUGUUUAAUAUCGAUGGUGGCUAUCUGGAGGGCUUGUGCCGUGGUUUCAAAUGCGGAAUUCUGAAGCAGUCGGAUUAUCUGAAUUUGGUUCAGUGUGAGACUCUAGAAGAUUUGAAAUUGCACCUACAGGGCACAGAUUACGGCCAAUUUCUUGCCAACGAGCCAUCUCCGCUGGCAGUUUCCGUUAUCGACGACAAGCUGCGUGAAAAACUGGUUAUCGAGUUCCAGCAUAUGCGUAAUCACGCCGUUGAACCACUGUCAACGUUUCUGGACUUCAUUACUUACAGCUAUAUGAUUGAUAACAUCAUCCUGCUGAUUACUGGUACUUUGCACCAGCGACCUAUUUCGGAGUUAAUUCCGAAAUGUCAUCCGCUUGGAAGCUUCGAGCAGAUGGAAGCGAUUCAUGUGGCUGCCACGCCGGCUGAACUCUACAAUGCCGUGCUGGUAGAUACACCAUUGGCUCCAUUCUUUGUUGAUUGCAUCUCGGAGCAGGAUUUGGAUGAAAUGAAUAUUGAAAUUAUUCGUAACACGCUCUACAAGGCGUACCUAGAAGCAUUUUAUGAUUUCUGCAAGAAAAUCGGAGGUACUACGGCUGAUGUCAUGUGUGAGAUUUUGGCGUUCGAAGCGGACCGUCGCGCCAUUAUAAUUACAAUUAAUUCGUUCGGAACCGAACUAUCCAAGGACGAUCGAGCAAAGCUGUAUCCUCGUUGUGGUCGCAUGAAUCCAGAUGGUUUAGCUGCCCUUGCUCGUGCCGAUGAUUACGAACAAGUUAAGGCUGUUGCGGAGUAUUAUGCGGAAUAUGCAGCAUUGUUCGACGGUUCCGGUAACAAUCCAGGCGACAAAACGUUGGAAGAUAAGUUCUACGAGCAUGAAGUGAAAUUGAACGUUUAUGCUUUUAUGCAGCAGUUCCACUUUGGCGUUUUCUACUCCUAUCUGAAGUUAAAGGAGCAGGAGUGCCGUAACAUUGUCUGGAUCGCCGAAUGUGUAGCCCAGAAGCAUCGGGCCAAGAUCGAUAACUAUAUUCCCAUCUUCUAGAGUGUUCCCUAAGGUUUGCUAAUGCAUGAGAACAAUUUGAAGACAUUCCUUUUCAUCUAAUCGUGGAUAUGCUGCAGAACAAUGAUGACGAGAGUAUUAUGAGUGUCUUGUCUUAAUGAAACAUUUUAAAUUGCUAUUUCAAGUGCAAUCGGUGAAUAAAAUACAGUUAUCCACACAUAUGUCAUAACAAGCUGCUACAUUGUUUAUUACGCCAUACGCAAUUGUAUGUAAAUGCCGUUUCUGUUAUUUGUUCAAAUUAUUUUAUUCUUAUUAUAGAUAGCACGAUUCCUGCCUGCAAAGGUAGAAAUUUUCUGUACAUUUGUUUGUGAACAAUAGAAUUUAUUGGAUGCUGCACUUAUCGUAAUUAAACUUCAACUACUAAAUGUACGAUGGUGAAUAAAAUAAAAUGUAGAUA
This is a messenger RNA of Sabethes cyaneus, 1603 nucleotides long. It is a transcript of the gene VhaAC39-1, whose product is annotated as V-type proton ATPase subunit d. The coding region runs from base 142 to 1188 and encodes 348 amino acids. Gene Ontology annotation, molecular function: proton-transporting ATPase activity, rotational mechanism. NCBI's taxonomy places the organism in Eukaryota, Metazoa, Arthropoda, Insecta, Diptera, Culicidae. Gene Ontology annotation, cellular component: proton-transporting V-type ATPase, V0 domain; plasma membrane proton-transporting V-type ATPase complex; lysosomal membrane. The record is from RefSeq and is a predicted model, not a curated record. The transcript is spliced from 3 exons. Gene Ontology annotation, biological process: proton transmembrane transport; vacuolar transport; vacuolar acidification.